CUAGGCACUAUUAACUAUCUUGCUGUCACUACUCAACCUAAUAUCUCUUUUGCCACCCAGGUGCUUAGCUCAUUCAUGCAUGCUCUUGGUGCAUGUUAUUGGUGCACCCUCAAGCAUCUUUGUUGUUAUCUCAAAGGCAUCAUGGACUAUGGAAUCGCAUAUCAUAGAAAGGGAGCAAGCCUAUUUCCUAUCAGCUACUUUGAUGUGAACUAUGUGAUUGAAUUGAACCACCACUCAUUGUCAGGAUAG
Molecule: messenger RNA, 249 nt
Organism: Heterobasidion irregulare TC 32-1
Lineage: Eukaryota; Fungi; Basidiomycota; Agaricomycetes; Russulales; Bondarzewiaceae
Exons: 1
Source: RefSeq, a predicted model, not a curated record